Messenger RNA from Salvia miltiorrhiza (redroot sage), 1153 nucleotides. RefSeq names its product RING-H2 finger protein ATL66. The record is from RefSeq and is a predicted model, not a curated record. Bases 507 to 971 code for a protein of 154 amino acids. The transcript has a single exon. Lineage: Eukaryota; Viridiplantae; Streptophyta; Magnoliopsida; Lamiales; Lamiaceae.
AUAUCCAGCAAAAAUAGACCAUCUCCUAAUUUUUUCUCUCAAAUAUACAUUUGUCCCGUUUAAAACAUUGGCUCUUUUUCAACACCAAUCGCCGCUUUGACUCGCGAACGCGCCGCAAAAGUGCGUCGUCCAAUCGUCGACCACAUUUGUCCGUACGUGCGCGCAACGCGCCUCCGCCUGCGAGUGGUCGAACCCCUCCCCGCCACCCAAAAUCGCACACGUUUAAUACGUCAAUCGCCGCCACGCGCCGCCGACCGCGAGUUGCCAAUCCCCCCUCGUGCAAUUAUGGAACAUCGCUUCGCCUCUCUACUUUUGCAGGUAAAAAACUACAUCUACUUGUGCAAGUGGAAACUCAAACUCUAUUAAUAAUAAACCCCUCCCUCUCUCUCUUUCUCUCUCUCUCUCCCUCUCACUCUCCCUCUCCACUCUUGAAAUCCAAUCCAAAUAUCUAAACAUUCAAUUAUCCAAUCCCAUUCCAUCAUUCAUUCUCCGGCGGCGCGAAUCGCAUGUCGUCCAAGGCGGAGGCGGCGGCGCAGCCGGCAUUCAAGUGGCACUACGCGGAAUUCGACGACAGCAACUUCCAAAUCCGGGGGCGCACGCUCUUCUUCAUCGUCGUGCUCUUCUCCGUCAUCCUGCUGGUGGCGCUGCUCUUCCUCUACGCGCGCUGGGUGUGCCGCUUCAGCCCGCCGCCGCCGCCCCAGCCGCGCACCGCCGCGCCCCACGCGGCGCUGUCCCGGCGGCAGGGGCUGGACGCCGCCUCCAUCAGCAGCAUCCCCAUCGUGCUGCACCGGGAGUCCAUGUCCGACGGCGAGUGCUGCAUAUGCCUCGGGAUAUUCGGCGACGACGACAAGGUCAAGGUGCUGCCGCGCUGCCGCCAUUGCUUCCACUCCGAGUGCGUCGAUAGGUGGCUCACAACUCAGUCGAGUUGCCCGCUUUGCCGCGCCUCCAUCCGAGUCGACUCACCUGUUUGACUCGCCCCUUCUUUACUAUUCUAAUGUUUCUUCACUUUUUUUCCCUCGAAAAUGGGGAUAUACUGUUCCAAAUUGUGCAGAUUGUUUGGAUGCUGCCUUUUUUUGUCGUAUAAAUCAAAGGAGAAUCUUCGAUGGAAAUAUUGUAAAUAUUUGGAUAAUACACUUUCUAUUUUUUCUUUUUU